This is a messenger RNA of Gongylonema pulchrum, 783 nucleotides long. The record is from the annotation of a GenBank genome assembly. Lineage: Eukaryota; Metazoa; Nematoda; Chromadorea; Rhabditida; Gongylonematidae.
AUGAUCGUGGCAAGUGUGGUAAGGCGAAGUCUUCCGGGAAGGCGAAAUCGCGUUCAUCUCGUACCGGACUACAAUUUCCCGAAGGCCGCAUCCACCGCAAACGCGCCAGUAUACCUGGCUGCUGUGCUCGAAUGGUUGGCGGCUGAAGUGCUGGAGCUUGCUGGAAAUGCGGCACGCGACAACAAAAGGACGAAGAUCAACCGGCGGCACUUGCAGUUGGCCGUGCGCAACGAUGAGGAGCUGAAUGGGCUGCUGGCCGGAGUGAUGAUGUUCCAAGGCGGUGUACUGCCGAACAUCCAGGCGGUACUUCUUCCUUACACGUAUAUUCCACAGGCCGAGUACAACCGUGCCAGGCCUUUCGGCCCACACCUGCAGAUAUCCAGGCCAUUGAUGUCCACACUACCGAUUAUCGGCUAUGAAGCAUCGUUGACGGGUGAAUGGAUGCAGUGGAAAUCAAAGGUGCUCCAGAUCGAAUUAGAAACACUUCGGAUUGCUGCUGCUGAUAUGGUGAUACCUACAGUGGACACUUGGCGACAUGAAAUGCUUCCCAACACUUGGCUAUCCGAGCACAAACCACUGGUGCUCGGUGGUCCGCCAGGUUCCGGCAAAACAAAUGGCUUUUACCGUACGUCAGAUCAGACUUGGGUUUCGCUUGAACGAAUCCAGUUUGUUGGGGCUUGUAAUCCGCCAAUCGAUCCUGGUCGACAUCCGCUUUCGUUGCGUUUCUUGCGCUAUGUCCCUGCGGUAUAUGUAGAAUAUCCGGAACAAACAUCACUGGUGUAA